This is a messenger RNA of Oldenlandia corymbosa var. corymbosa, 3389 nucleotides long. The record is from the annotation of a GenBank genome assembly. NCBI's taxonomy places the organism in Eukaryota, Viridiplantae, Streptophyta, Magnoliopsida, Gentianales, Rubiaceae.
CUGGGGGAGUAAAAUUUAAUUCGCCCAAAAAGUUAAAUACGUCUCCCUCCUUCCCCUGACUUUAGCCGUCGCCACCGCCCAAGCCCGCCGCUGUUCCGCCAUCUCCGCCAGGUUUGCUUUGGGCCUUGAAAGUUAACGCAAUAAAAGAUUCCACGUUCUAGAUUCCGGUUUCUAUUCUUCGCUUGCUAGGGAGAAAGAUUUGAAAUUCGAGAAAGUCAAACCUAACAAAGGAACAGAAGGUUGAACUCAUGACACUUCUGCUGUAGCAAGGCAGAAGAUCAGCAACGUCGUAUUUCAGUUGAUUCAUAAAUUGUUAGAAGAAGAUGGUUGCUGACCAAACCAAACACCAAAGAUCAGCAGCUCCACCUCGAACUCUUAAUGUGCAGAAAUUUGCAGAAUCUCGAGCUGCUGAGCUUGUGGCUCUUCAUUCUGUAGUCAAGAACCGCUUGGAUAAUGAUUUUCGAGCCCAGAGAAAUAAGAGGAGGAGAACGACUGGGCAUGACAACAGAUUGUCUCGGAGAAGAUAUAAAAAGAAGCAGAAAUUUGGAGAGACAGAUAAUGUUAGCACUGGUGUUCUGCCGAAGGAUGUGAAGAUGUUGUCACGCAGGGUUCGUAGGAGAAUUGAACUUAAGAAGAAUCCCCAGACUGGGUUUUCUGCUGCAGGGGAUGGUACCAAGAGAUUGAGAACACAUGUUUGGCAUGCAAAGCGAUUCACGAUUGAUAAACUUUGGGGAUUUUACCUUCCUAUAGGACUACAUGGCAGGGGUAAGGGAUCACGGGCUAUCCUGAAGAAAUCAAAAGAAGGAGUUUUUGUGCAUGAUGCGAGCUACUAUGGUGUUAUUCUACUUGAUGGUCCCGAGGCAAGCACAUCUGAAAACCUUGUGAAAUGUUGUCCUGAUGUUACUGGGGAGGGGGACGGGCAAAUCUAAGAGAAUGUUUUGGAAAAGAUGCUCAAUUCUGCGCUUGUGCCUAUGCUUUGCUGUGUUUUUCGGGAAUUCGUGAUCAUGACACUUAUGUUUUCAGGAUCUUUUAUUAUCAGUUCUAAGCUCCGUGCUGGUACCUUUUCCAUCAGGAAAUUGUGAAGAGGCAUUCCAGAAUAUAAUUUCUGGUGGAACUUAUGGUACUGCUAUGCUGCGUCAUGUUGGGCCACUGAAUUCGAAAAGUAUUGCUCCGGUGACCUAUAUGUGGAGAUCACGACAGUCAAAUUCUGUUUGUAAAGUAGGUGAGACUGGUGACUAUGAUGAGCAGCAGAGCGUUGACAAUUGUGCUUUGUUGAGGCAGCUGUGGCUAUGGAUACAUCCAUCUGCCUUCAGUGAAGGAUAUUGUGUUUUACAGUCAGAGUGUGAAAGGACAGCUGGACGCUUAAUAACUUGUAUGUCUCUUGAGGGCAAGCUUGCGAAGUUGGAGCUGAUAGGUUCCAGGGCAUUUGAGCUUAUUUGGAAGAUAUUGCAACCUAUUAGAAGUGUGUCUAUGGAUUCUUGUGCUUUACAAAAGUGUUCAGUUGCUAGCACUGAUGGUAAAACUCAUUUCCAGGACGCAUCUAGCCUUCCUGAUGAAGAUAAAAUUUCGAUGUCAGCAGUCAUUUCUCUAAUGGUGAAUGAUCCCAGGGUGCUUGUGGGAAAAUCUCUUAUUUCAGAACCAGAGGUUGGAGGGUCUAAUGAAAGUGAAAAUGAAAGAAAUACAUUCUUGGAUGGGACUAAAUUACAAAAAAUGGGUACGUUUUCAUCCUUAUUCUCAUGGCCUGAACAAAGCUACCAGUCUCUUGAGUUUGCUGACUUGUGGGAUAGCCGCAAGGGAAUCCUUCCUCCUUUGGAAGAAAGUAUUCUUUGCAAGGAAAAGUAUCGGCAAUCAUUAAAGUUCUUUGGUGUUGCUCAUCGAAAUUUGGGGAAAGUUGAUGCUUCACAAGAGACCACAUCAUCUGAGUAUUCUCAGUUAUGUCCAAUCAUGCUUCUUAAAGAUAACCUUUCUGACAGGUUUUCGAGGUGGUCAAUUAUUCUUCCACUAAGUUGGGUCAAAGUCUUUUGGAUUGCCAUAGUUUCCAAUGGUGCUCAAGCCAUUGGAUUGAGAGAAAGGCACUGGAUUGCACGUGAAGCUGGGUUACCUUGUUUUCCUUCAGACUUUCCUGAUACCAAAGCUUACUCUCGUCAAAUUGAAGUGGAGGACACUAUGAAGGAGAAGAAAGCAAAACUUCAACCUCCUUCCCUAAGGCCUCCUAGAGUCCUACCUCUGCCUUGUUGGGAGCAAGUCCAAAGUAUGUCCCAGAUAAAAUCACUCCUAGCGAGAGAUACAAAUAUUCUUCCGGUUGCUGACCUCUCAUGUAAAAAUGUGUAUUGCAACACAGCAGUUUUGGAUUGUGAUGGUGUUUCUUUCAAUGGCUAUGUAGCAAGGACAUCCUUUAUGCUUAUCCAUUCCCUGGCCCAUUUUGGUGGUAAUAAUUUAUUCCUAACCACAAAAGUGGCUGAUGGAAAGAAUUGGUUGCCUAAGGUUUUAAAGGACAUGAAAACAUCUGAGCACUCAGAAAAUGGUGUUUGCUCCAACUUAAAAUGCAGUCAAAACUUAUUCUUCGCAAGAGUUCAUUUGUCCGCUUACCGGGAAGGUGUUUAUGAAGAAGGAGCUGUUGUCUGUGCUCCACUAUCCAAUGAUAUAACUUUAUUAACAACCAGGUCCGAGGAUGGUGGUGAAAAAUGUCAAAUACCUCAAUCUUUGCUAAGUUCUUGUUUUGAUCAGCAGCCGGCUCGGAUAAUAGAAUUUCAGUUGCUCAAAGAUUUGCCAGAUAGUGAGUCCACUAGGCGACCAAUUGGUUUCGUUACAACUGGUUUUGUUCAGGGAAGCAAGAAGCCCAUGGCGACAGCUGUUUGCGAGGUUUCGUGGCUUGCUCAUCUCAGAGAAAAUCAGUGGAAGAACAUACCCAAACACCAGGGUAGAAAGGAAAUUUAUGUUCUGGUAAGAAAUUUGAGAUCCACUGCAUAUAGACUAGCUCUUGCUACCAUAGUUCUGGAAACACAAGAAAAUGACCUGGAGUUUAUGUGAUAUUCAAUAUUGUCUGUUCUGAAGCCUGUCGUUGUGAUUAUGGUAGGAGAGAUUCUUUAUGUAGUGGAUGGCGUUGAUUUUGGGUGUUGUUUCAAACGUGUUAAACAGCAUAGUGGCGAUCUUGCUACUAAUUUCGUCCUUUCAAAUCGUUACUAGUAUAGGUGCUAGGACCUAUACUAAAUUUCACGAUGGUAGGUAAUGCCGACAAAGACAAAGAACGAUUGAAAAUACACAAUUUUUGUAAUUGUUAAUUUUGGGAUGAAAAGAAUAUUAUGAAAGAAAUAUUACAUAACUCAGGUAGUUACGGGGGCAAUAUUAAGAAAACACAUAACCCGUCCGUAAUUGCAAAUUGAAUUGUU